Messenger RNA from Synchiropus splendidus (mandarinfish), 1469 nucleotides. RefSeq names its product ras-related protein ORAB-1-like. Lineage: Eukaryota; Metazoa; Chordata; Actinopteri; Syngnathiformes; Callionymidae. Gene Ontology annotation, molecular function: GTP binding; GTPase activity. The coding region runs from base 352 to 963 and encodes 203 amino acids. The transcript is spliced from 6 exons. The record is from RefSeq and is a predicted model, not a curated record.
CCACGUUUCACUAAUGACGUAAUGCUGCCUUGACAGGUCGCGGAUGCUCCAGCGUCACUGCGCCCGACAGAAGCCGCCUGACUCUCGCGAACAAUAAGCCCGUUCCGCGGUACCGGUGCAGCUCCGACACCCGCCCCUUCUCAAGCGACCUUCGGGGUUUGUGUUGGCUCCUUCCCUCUUGUUGAUGUUUAGCCGCUUCCUGCUCGGACUUGCAGCCAUUUUGGAUUGAUCCAAGCAGCACUAGCCGGUCCCGGAGCACCGAGCCACAGCGAGCCCGAGCCCCGUGGAGAGCCUCUGACUGAUAAGGGACCGCUUGAAUCACCUGAAGACACCGUUCGACACCACACAACGAUGAAUCCCGAGUAUGACUAUUUAUUCAAGCUGCUCCUGAUCGGUGACUCUGGCGUAGGAAAGUCUUGCCUUCUCCUCAGAUUUGCGGACGACACGUACACAGAAAGCUACAUUAGCACCAUCGGUGUGGACUUCAAGAUACGAACCAUUGAGCUGGAUGGGAAGACCAUCAAACUUCAGAUCUGGGACACGGCGGGUCAAGAGAGGUUUCGCACCAUCACAUCCAGCUACUACAGAGGAGCUCAUGGAAUCAUAGUGGUGUACGAUGUCACAGACCAGGAGUCCUUCAACAACGUCAAGCAGUGGCUACAGGAAAUCGACCGCUACGCCAGCGAGAACGUCAAUAAGCUGUUGGUAGGAAACAAGUGUGACCUGACAACAAAGAAGGUGGUGGACUACACGACAGCAAAGGAGUUCGCAGACUCCCUGGGAAUCCCAUUUUUGGAAACCAGCGCCAAGAACGCCACGAACGUGGAGCAGGCCUUCAUGACCAUGGCUGCGGAGAUCAAGAAGCGGAUGGGACCCGGAGCCACGGCUGGCGGAGGAGAGAAGCCCAACGUGAAGCUCACCCCCGGCACGACGGUCAAGCCUUCGUCGGGAGGCUGCUGCUGAAGGAGAGACGCCCACUCCUCCCCCAGAUUCGCCUGCCAUGACCACACGGGACUGGAUCUCAUGACCACCACAAGACGUUGCCUGUAUUUGUACUGUACAUAAUGUAGCCGCACUACCAAACCAAUAAACCUGCUACUGGUCAUGAUGGUCUCUUUUUGACAGACUCUACAGCUCGGACCCAUCGACCCCGACAGCCCAUCAUGUGCGUGCGCGUGUGUGUGUUCAUGCUUCAGUUUGUCUCUCUGCAUUCCAUUUUCACACUUGGAUUUUUUUUCCUUUAUAUCUGUGUGUGUGUGUGUGUGUGUGUGUGUGUGUGAACCUGUUCACCAGGAUCCAUCAGCAGUUGAGCACUUGCUAACCACCAGACUGUGAGAAAUCCUGACGUGAUUAUUUAUUCUGCCUUCAUCUGUCAGUUUCAUGGCUCUGUUUGCUAAUUACUGUGUAAUGUCAGUACGAUGCAGAUACGAUGUUCUCUUGUUUUCAUAAUAAAGGCAACUGGAUUCAGU